UGCAGGACGGGGGCGGGGCUUUAGGACCACUGUCCGCACAGUAAGUUCCCAGCCCGGGUCCGGUCCCACAGCCUCUCGGUCGAGCUCGGAGCGUUAGCCGCCGCGGGUCCGCCGACCGUGCUCCUUACGCUCCUCAGCCCUGGACCCAGUGGAGAAUCUCAGGAACAAGACCAAAGCACAUUGCUGACAUCAGAUUCUUCAUCUUUCUGCCUCCAGUUCUCAGAAAAGAAUUUCCAACCCUUUGGGAAGAAAGUGACUUUUGUUAUCUCCACCUCUGCCUUCACUGACCUUUAAUCUUCUUUUUUGCAAUUCCUUGGGUUAACUUUGGUUCCAUCCCGCACUCUGGUCUUCAGCCCUUUGGCAAGUUUCGGCAUCUGAACCUUACACUCCGCAGUCAGAGUUUGGUGUUGAGAGGAGGCGCAUAAGCUGUGGGCUGGGCAACCAGGCCUGGGGUGAGGUCGCCAUGUCCACCAAGGUCCCCAUCUAUCUGAAGCGUGGCAGUCGCAAGGGCAAGAAAGAGAAGCUACGGGACCUGCUGUCCUCGGACAUGAUCAGCCCACCACUAGGGGACUUCCGCCACACCAUUCAUAUCGGCAGUGGAGGUGGUGGGGACAUGUUUGGGGACAUCUCCUUUCUGCAGGGCAAGUUCCACCUUCUGCCAGGAACUGCAGUUGAGGAGCCCGAGGAGGAUAGUGGCUUCGACCUCCCCUUCCAGUUCACACGCACUGCCACCAUGUGUGGUCAGGAGCUCCCCGUGGGGCCAUUGCUUCCUAUCGAGCCAUCACCUCUGCUCAAGAAUGCCAUCUCCCUACCUGUCAUCGGUGGGCCCCAGGCCCUUACCCUGCCCACAGCCCAGGCCCCACCCAAGCCCCCUCGCCUGCACCUGGAGACCCCUCAGCCUUCCCCGCAGCCUUCCCCACAAGAGGCAGGAAAUGUGGACAUCUGGAGGACUCCAGAGGCUGGCUCACCCCACAAUGGGUUGACCCCAGAGUCAGGGGCUGAGGAGUCCUUCCUGUCCCAUGCCAGCUCCCUGCUGUCCCUGCAUGUGGACCUAGGCCCUUCCAUCCUAGAUGAUGUUCUCCAGAUCAUGAAUCAGGACCUGGACAGCAUGCAGAUCCCUACAUAGGACCUCGGUUGACCAGGCGGGGUGCCCAGGCUGGGGUGAGGCCAGGAGGCCGGGUGUGGACAUGGCCCUGGCCCAGGAGUCAAGGAUGCCGGGCCCACCUGUGGUCUCUGGCCAGUGAUUCUCCUUGUGAGCCUUUUAUCCCCCUUCCUCCAUCGUCUCCCCACAGGCACAGUGCGCCUCCUUGGUUUCCCUUAACAACCCACCAAGGACACCAGCAGAAGUCAGCCUAGAGUGCCGUGAGCAUCUUGGACCCCCUGGACCCCCGCUGCCAACUGCCCUUUCUCCCCUCAAGUUCCUCGGGUGAAAGCUCUGCUGAAAGAGUCCCUUUCCAUUUCCUCUCCACCUCCGCCCCACUGGAUGCCCUGCCUGAGGGCAGGGGAGGAGGCAGCUGGAGAACUUGGGCACUUGGCACGCUGCUCCGCACCUUUGGUUUUGUGUCCUGGACUGGGAGCCUCAUAUCAGUGAUGUGUCCUGCCUUGUGCCCUGUCCCAUCCCUUCCUCACAUGACCAGGGAAUUCUGGUUGCAAUAAAACGUGCUGCUGCCAAUG
This is a messenger RNA of Sciurus carolinensis (gray squirrel), 1674 nucleotides long. It is a transcript of the gene Cdc42ep2, whose product is annotated as CDC42 effector protein 2. Bases 464 to 1126 code for a protein of 220 amino acids. The transcript is spliced from 2 exons. Lineage: Eukaryota; Metazoa; Chordata; Mammalia; Rodentia; Sciuridae. The record is from RefSeq and is a predicted model, not a curated record.